Lates calcarifer (barramundi perch) is the source of this 3553-nucleotide messenger RNA. RefSeq names its product protein tyrosine phosphatase non-receptor type 3 (gene ptpn3). The coding region runs from base 309 to 2933 and encodes 874 amino acids. NCBI's taxonomy places the organism in Eukaryota, Metazoa, Chordata, Actinopteri, Centropomidae. Gene Ontology annotation, molecular function: protein tyrosine phosphatase activity; protein binding. Gene Ontology annotation, biological process: protein dephosphorylation. The record is from RefSeq and is a predicted model, not a curated record. The transcript is spliced from 27 exons. Gene Ontology annotation, cellular component: cytoplasm; cytoskeleton; cytoplasmic side of plasma membrane.
CGCGCACGGCGAAGGGGCGGGGCCGCGCGGAGUCAGCAGCGCAGCCAAGGAUGAGAAACUUGUCCCGGAUAUUUACCUAACUCUACCUGGCUCUUCCGACGCUCCCCGUUCCGAGGUAUUCACAGCGGACAGUCUGAUGAGCCGUCUCUGAAGCGGGAAAGACCGAGAAACUGUGAGCAAGACAGACCGGCCUGGAUCCAUUAACCGUUCACCUGGAAAUCCACACAGGACACAUGUCCCCUCUCAGUGACGAGCUGAGGGCAGGGUGUUUGUCUUGAGAGGGAGGCAGAGUUACCGUGGUAACAGACAUGCCAAAACCGGACCUGCUCUGCCUAGUUCAGCUACUGGACGGCACUAUCGAGACCUUCAGAGUCAGCAAGCAGGAUGAAGGUGUGGUUCUGUUGGACCUAGUAUGUGACCACCUGGGCCUGCAGGAGAGGCAGCUCUUCAGUCUGCAGAUCAGAGAAUCCAGCACAGCCAUCGCCUCUAUCACAGCCAACACACACUCUCCUAGGUGGUUGGAGCCUGAGAAACCCUUGAAGAAGCAGAUAAAAGGUCUCGCAUCGCCCUUUUAUCUGAACUUCAGAGUACGAUUCUUCAUCUCUGAUCCAAACUCUCUGCAGCAUGAACAGACAAGGCACCUGUACUUCCUCCAGAUCAGGAGUGACAUUAGAGAAGGACGGUUGCAGUGCCCACUAAGUGCAGCUGUAGUGUUGGCCUCUUACGCUGUGCAGUCUGAGAUGGGGGAUCACUGUCCGUCCUGGCCUCCUGGCUACCUCUCCAAGUGCCACUUUAUUCCAGAACAAGAUGAAGACUUUCUAAGUAAAGUGGAGGAUCUGCACCCACAGCACAAGGGGCUGAAGCAGAGCGAGGCAGAGUUGUGUUUCCUCAACACAGCACGGACACUGGAGCUGUACGGAGUGGAGCUGCACGCUGCCAUGGACAUCAACAAUGCCCCUCUGAUGGUGGGUUUGGCUUCAAGUGGUGUCGCAAUAUUCUGUAAUAUGAUUUGCUCCAGUUUCUUCCCCUGGGGGAACAUAAUCAAGAUUUCUUAUAAGAGGAAACGCUUCUUUAUACAUCUAAAGCGUAAACAUGGGGAGACCCAGGACUGUGAGGUGUCUCUGAUUCUGCCAUGCCCCAAAACCUGUAAGAACCUGUGGAGGUCCUGUGUGGAUCAUCACAUCUUCUUCUCCUCCAACCGGACCACCAGGAGCCCUAAACACAACAACAGCGCGCUUCAGUCCUACACGAAGCUGAUAACACAGCACCUGGGCCUCGGCAACAGUAAACCUGAGAGUGGCCCAGUGUGCCAGCGUGUGGUGGGAGGGAUGGUGUGGAACCCAGUCCUGCAGAGGUCAUUUUCAUCAGAGCAUCUCGAGACCAAGAGUCUGCCCUCCAGAUCGCCCCCAACCACCCCAAACUGGCGAAGUCCUCGAGUUCGGCACGGCGUCCGUAAACCCCGUCCGUCCUCAGUGGAGCUGACCAAUGAUCUGAAAGACAUGUCGGAGGGGGAGGACGUCUUCUACACUUACAGGGCGUCUGUGAGCAGCAGUAAGGACAGCGAGGGAGAUGCAUCACCACUUCGUCUUUCUGGCACUCACAACCAAGGAGCAGAUGAGGCUUUGUUCCAAGCUGAUGACAGCACAGGAGAGGAGGAAAGCUCCCACCACUACGACAAGGGUGCUCCUGGCGAUGGUGACUUGAUGCUAAUAUGUAUCACCCCUGAUCACGAGGGCAAGUUUGGGUUCAAUGUUAAAGGUGGGGUGGAUCAGAAGAUGCCUCUAGCCAUAUCACACGUUAAACCAGACUCUCCGGCAGGUCGGUGUGAGCCCAAACUCCUGGAGGGAGACCUGGUGGUCCUCAUCAAUGGUCGAGACAUUUCCGAACACACACAUGACCAAGUUGUCAUGUUCAUUCGAGCCAGCCGAGAGUCGCACUCCAGAGAGCUGGCCUUGCUCAUCAGACGUAAAGGUCCUGGACGGGUGGCACCCCUGCUGCAGUUACCUCCCGCCCUCACGCUCACCGGCCAAUCGCAGGGAGACAAACCGCAGUCACCUGGGCAGUCAGAGAGGGUCACGACGCUGGAGGAAUCGAUGAGACAGCUGGAGAGAGGGAUACAGUCUGGCACACUCUGUUUCCAUUUUGAGAAUUUAUACAGGAGGAAGCCUGGUUCAACACUGAACUGUGCUCGGCUCCCUGAGAACAUGGACAAGAAUCGAUACAAGGAUGUUUUGCCUUAUGAUGCGACCAGAGUGGUGCUCCAGGGCCAGGAGGACUACAUCAAUGCCAGCCACAUCACGGUGGCGCCCCCGGUGUCUGGUGUGUCUUUACGUUAUGUUGCAGCUCAGGGUCCAUUGCCACAGACCUGCACUCACUUUUGGCAGACUGUUUGGGAGCAACAGACACACACCAUCAUCAUGCUUACAACUCUCACAGAGAGGGGACGGACCAAGUGCCACCAGUACUGGCCGCAUCCACCGGAAGUGAAGGAUUAUGGGCACAUGCGAGUGAAGUGUCACUCGGAGGAGUGCAACCUGGCGUACGUGACGCGACAGUUCACUCUGACGCACACACAGCAAGGUGAGGAGCGUGCAGUCACACACCUGCAGUAUGUCGCGUGGCCGGACCACGGUGUACCUGAUGAUCCUUCAGACUUCCUGCUUUUCAUCAGCUCAGUUAGGGAGAGGAGGAAAGGCGAAGAGCCGCUAAUGGUACACUGCAGUGCUGGGAUUGGACGGACAGGUGUUCUGAUCACCAUGGAAACGGCGCUGACUCUGGUGGACGAGGGUAGGCCGGUGUUCCCGCUGGACAUCGUCAGAACACUGAGGGAUCAGCGAGCCAUGAUGGUUCAGACCACGUGUCAAUUCCAGUUUGUGUGUGAGGCCAUUCUGCAAGUCUACAAAGAGAAAAAGGGGGGAUCAACAGCACCUUAACUCAAAUCAGAAACAGGACCAGAACAGACACACUUAACCAUUUCAGCCUCAUCUCAUACAGGGCGACUUCCACAGAUGGACCUAACAGAGCUAUAACAGAUUAAUCUCUGUCAUGCCCAUGGGACUUGUACACAGACUGGAUAAUGAGAGUGUAACUAGCUUCAGAGCACAGCUGUCUGUGACCUGUGCUGCCUAGAUUCAAUGUGAGUAUAUGAAUCUUAAACCUAGUCGGCCUUAGUUUUUGCUUAUCAUGCAUUAAGCUUGUAGAGGCUGUGAUCUCCAUAGAGACUGAUGUAAAACUGAUGUGAGCUGCUAAUUUCUGUCCACGAGGCCACUCAGGAAUGAUGCCUCUACUUAUUAAGCUACCUGUGCCUUAGACUGACACCUCCCCAGUCGAUUGGAUCGAACGGGGCAGCAGAGCAGAGGCAGACCAGGACUGCCGUCGUAAUCUCUAGUCUUAUCUGUGCGUCCAAAGAGGAAGAGCAAGGCAGGCUUUAGAUCACUACAGCUGAUACUGUAAGGUCAUGGUGGUGCAGCGCCGUCCGCCAGAGGAGCACCAAACCCCACAUGUUCAUCACAUCUUAAAUUAUUAAGACACUAAAUAAACACACUGAUUUAUA